Didymella exigua CBS 183.55 is the source of this 885-nucleotide messenger RNA. Its product is annotated as NAD(P)-binding protein. The record is from RefSeq and is a predicted model, not a curated record. NCBI's taxonomy places the organism in Eukaryota, Fungi, Ascomycota, Dothideomycetes, Pleosporales, Didymellaceae. The transcript has 3 exons. The coding region runs from base 1 to 885 and encodes 294 amino acids.
AUGUCCAAUCGGAAGAAAGAUAUUUCCCUCGCCAACGCCUUCACAGCAACAACCCAUAGCCGUCUAACAGCAGCAAUCGACCCAUCGGCCAACAAACUCCCGAAUCCUCUCAACGUUCUUGUUAUCGGUGCCGCAAACCUCCUCCUCGCUGCACGCGCAUCAUCAGAGAAAGAGCUAGCUUCUGUCAUGCAACGCGCUCGCAACCUUGCGCCAUCAGUCCCAGUCACGUGUCUACCAGUCGACAUCACAUCCUCUGAAAGCGUUCGAAACCUUGUGCAGAUUGUGAAAGAAAAGAUUGGCAGACUCGACGUCCUGGUUCUAAAUUCCGGUUAUUCAGGCCCGGUGGUGCUCAAGAUUGACGAAGGGGAUCCGCAAGACUUCAGAGAUGUGUUUGAUGUGAAUGUCAACGGGACUUAUCUAGUUGCACAUCACUUCCUGCCGCUGCUGAGGGAGAGUGGUGGAGCAAAGACGUUCAUUGUUGUGAAUUCUCUUGCGACGAUGAUUACGAGUGGGCACAUCGCGAACACAGCUUACUGUUUAUCGAAACUUGCACAGGCAAGACUGAUGGAGUAUGUUGCUGAGCAGUAUGGAAAUGAGGAAGUGUUCGCAAUUGCAGUGCACCCAGGGGCUGUGUUGACGGAGAUGGCGGAGCAGACAGCGCCAGAGAGCAUAAUGCAAUAUCUUACUGAUGACCCCGGCUUAUGUGGCGCCUUUUGUGUAUGGCUGAGCCAUGAGAAAAGAAUGUGGCUGAACGGCAGGCUUAUCAGUGCCACUUGGGACGUUGACGAACUAUCCGAGAAGAGAAGCCUGAUCGAGAACGAGGACUUGUUAAAGAUCGGGUUCAGGAUCGUUCAUAGUUUAGCCGCUCGGCCGAGCCAAUCUUGA